Messenger RNA from Exophiala xenobiotica, 2965 nucleotides. RefSeq names its product glycogen [starch] synthase. The transcript has 5 exons. Bases 552 to 2669 code for a protein of 705 amino acids. The record is from RefSeq and is a predicted model, not a curated record. NCBI's taxonomy places the organism in Eukaryota, Fungi, Ascomycota, Eurotiomycetes, Chaetothyriales, Herpotrichiellaceae. Gene Ontology annotation, biological process: glycogen biosynthetic process. Gene Ontology annotation, molecular function: alpha-1,4-glucan glucosyltransferase (UDP-glucose donor) activity. Gene Ontology annotation, cellular component: cytoplasm.
CUUUGCCCCAGAGCCGCGGUCCUCUGUUUCCCCAAAGUCGAUAUUCUGCACAGACCGUUGCAUUUGGCCUCGAAAACAGCUUCGUGGACACACGCAGAUCUUUACAUGGGCUUCUCAAGAGCUUCGAUCUCGAGUCUGGAGGUUUCCAAGACGAAUCUGGCCCAAGGAUCCAGCUGCCCUUGCUUUGUGGUGGAUCCGCUCCUCGACUCCUCAUCCACCGAAUCCACUCACUACUGGCACUCCAAAGAACGGUCGCAUUAUUUCGGCCCAGCCUGCCUCAAUUUCUUGCCAUAAGCUACCACUGUUCUGCAUUACGUCUUCUGCUUUUACUCCUCGGCGGUGCUCUUGUAACUGCCAGACAAACCUUCAAUAAGACAGAUCUUGCAGCUUCAAGAGUCCUAGCUUUUGCUUUUGACAUCCGGUCCGCCAUAAGUUGUUUGAACGAGCUGCGCUUCUGCGGGGAAGUUUUCGCCCUCGAGUUCACAGCAGCAGAGUCCAGCUCUGCUCAUCCCUCUCCUUACUUUAUACCCACGGAAGACUGCACCGCCAACAUGAACGGCGACACGGGGAAGAGAGACAUCAAGAACCAUUUGCUGUUCGAGGUUGCAACUGAAGUUGCAAAUCGAGUGGGUGGCAUCUACUCGGUACUCAAGUCGAAAGCUCCAGUCACCACUGCGGAAUAUGGCGAAAGAUACACCCUGAUCGGGCCUUUGAACAAGAACUCGGCUGCGGUCGAAGUAGAAGCCCUUGAGCCUCCCCCCGGUCCAUUACGAGAAACGAUUGCAUCUAUGCAAGAGCGUGGCAUCGAGCUGAUGUACGGAAGAUGGCUGAUUGAAGGUGCUCCAAGAGUCUUGCUCAUAAACACUGGAACGGGUUAUCGUUGGCUUGACGAAUGGAAGGGAGACCUCUGGUCAAUAGCUGGAAUUCCUUCUCCCGCUGGAGAUCACGAAACGAAUGAAGCUAUUGUGUUUGGCUACCUCGUGGCUUGGUUCCUAGGCGAAUUUCUCUCCCGCGAAACGAACCGCGCAGUUAUCGCCCACUUCCAUGAGUGGCUGUCCGGAGUUGCUCUUCCCUUGACCAAAAGGCGUCAGAUGGACCUCACCACCAUCUUCACCACGCACGCUACUCUCCUCGGGCGUUAUCUCUGCGCCGGUUCGGUCGACUUCUACAACAAUUUGCAAUAUUUCGAUGUCGAUGCAGAAGCUGGAAAGCGUGGCAUCUACCAUAGAUACUGCAUCGAAAGAGGUUCGGCGCAUUCCGCCGAUGUGUUCACGACGGUCUCCCACAUUACCGCUUUCGAAAGCGAGCAUUUGCUGAAGCGGAAACCGGAUGGUGUCUUACCCAAUGGUCUGAAUGUCAAGAAGUUCUCGGCUGUGCACGAGUUCCAGAAUCUCCAUUCCGUACAAAAGGAAAAGAUCCAUGAAUUCGUACGAGGACAUUUCUAUGGUCAUCUGGAUUUCGACUUGGAGAAUACGCUAUACUUCUUCACGGCUGGAAGAUAUGAGUAUCGAAACAAAGGUGUCGACAUGUUCAUCGAGUCCUUGGCACGUUUGAACCACAGACUCAAGGUCACCGGUUCCAAGCUUACCAUCGUCGCCUUCCUGAUAAUGCCGGCCCAGACAACUUCUCUAUCGGUCGACUCCCUCAAGGGCCAAGCAGUGACGAAAUCAUUGGCCGACACGGUCUCCAACAUCGAACGCGGUAUUGGGCGUAGACUUUUUGAAAGAUCUGUCCACUGGAAAGAGGGAGACCCUAUGCCGGACGAGAAAGAGUUGAUCACACCAGCUGAUCGUGUCAUGCUCCGACGUCGACUUUUUGCUAUGAAACGACACCAGUUGCCGCCAAUUGUCACUCACAACAUGGUCAACGACGCAGAGGAUCCUGUCUUGAGCCAGUUACGCCGGGUGCAGCUGUUCAACUCAUCCUCGGAUCGUGUCAAGGUUGUUUUCCACCCGGAGUUCUUGAACUCUGCCAAUCCAGUUCUGUCUUUGGACUAUGAUGACUUCGUCCGCGGCACCCACUUGGGUGUCUUUGCUUCCUAUUACGAGCCAUGGGGUUACACGCCUGCUGAGUGCACCGUUAUGGGUGUUCCUUCCAUCACCACUAACCUGUCGGGUUUCGGAUGCUACAUGGAGGAGCUCAUUGAGAAUUCGUCCGACUACGGCAUCUACAUCGUCGACCGCCGGCUCAAAGGCGUCGAUGACUCCGUCAAUCAGCUGACUGACUACAUGUUCGAAUUCGCCAACAAGAGUCGGAGACAGCGGAUCAACCAGCGAAAUCGUACAGAACGUCUCAGCGACCUCCUCGACUGGAAACGUAUGGGCAUGGAAUAUGUGAAGGCUCGACAGCUCGCCUUGAGACGUGCCUAUCCCGCCUCCUUCGAAGACGCUGAUGAAUUUGACGACAUCAUUGGUGGCACCGAGCAAAAGAUAUCGAGACCACUGUCAGUGCCAGGAUCCCCAAGAGAUCGUUCUGGCAUGAUGACACCAGGGGAUUUCGCCUCCUUGCAAGAGGGAAAGGAAGGUCUAAGUACCGAAGACUACAUUGCGUGGAGGUUGCCUGAGGAGGAAGAGCCAGAUGACUAUCCUUUCCCACUCACGCUCAAGACCAAGAAGGAUUCCGGACCCAACUCUCCUGCGCCGCUUGUUGGAGGGAUGAACGGUUCAUGAGAUGGCAACGCCCAGCCAGAAGAUGUCGCAAGAGAUUGGAUACCUCAGCAUCCAGCAAGUAACACUGUAACUUCGAAUGGAGGAAGCAGCAAGCAGCCAGACACAGUGCGUUAUCAAUUUGAAGGGGUAUUUCCAACGCAAGUUGCUUUUCCAGUUCUGGGUCCUUGAUGCCGUUUCUCAUGUAUCGAUCAUCUGCAUCCGCAUCUCAGCCGAGCAAGCACCGUCGUAUGGUACAGGCUGGCUCAUGUUGAUUACUAAAGCAAAAUCGUAAUGUUACUGUCCAUGACCAUAUUCUG